Molecule: messenger RNA, 2891 nt
Organism: Brassica napus (rape)
Lineage: Eukaryota; Viridiplantae; Streptophyta; Magnoliopsida; Brassicales; Brassicaceae
Product: receptor-like protein 33
Exons: 2
Coding region: 253-2523 (756 amino acids)
Biological process (GO): hormone-mediated signaling pathway
Cellular component (GO): plasma membrane
Molecular function (GO): protein binding
Source: RefSeq, a predicted model, not a curated record
AAAAGUUAGCGAGUUAUUUUGCUUAUAGAAAUUUAAUUAGGAUAAGUACAAACUAAUUAAGCUAUAUGAAUUUGGAUAAAUUGUCAAGUCAACCAUGCGAGUCGUCGACACUCGUCGUUACCAAAAGGGAGAAAAGUCAUACGAAGAAAAUAAUAAUAAACCGGAGAAGAAGUUGGAAAAAAGAACAAAAACAAAAAGACGGAAAAGAAAUUUGUGGUGGGGGAAGACUGUAUAUAGUCUUAUAAGGCGAGCAUGCAAACAUGUUCAUCACAGUUUCCAUUUUCCUGUGUAAAGAAUAUGAAAGGCUCUGUGAAAUCAUUUAGUCUCAUUCCUAUUUCCUUUUGUUUUCUCUUCUUAUUUCGUGAUGAGUUUGCGGUUCCUGCUAGGCACUUGUGCCAUCCUCAACAAAGGGAAGCAAUUCUGGAGUUGAAGAAGGAGUUCCAGAUUCAGAAGCCUUGUUUUAACCGGUCUCCGAAGACGGUGUCAUGGGUGAAUAACAGCGACUGCUGUUCUUGGGAUGGUAUCAGAUGUGAUGCCACUUUUGGGGAUGUGAUUGAGCUGAACCUUGGUGGCAACUGCAUCCAUGGCGAGCUCAAUUCCAAAAACACUAUUUUGAAGCUUCAAAGUCUUCCUUUUUUAGCAACUCUCGACCUUUCAGACAAUUAUUUCAGUGGUAACAUUCCAUCUUCGCUUGGAAAUCUUUCUAAGCUAACCACUCUUGAUCUUUCAGAUAAUGCUUUUAAUGGUGAAAUCCCAUCUUCACUUGGAAAGCUUUAUAACCUCACCAUUCUCAAUCUCUCCUGGAACAACCUUAUUGGUAAAAUCCCAUCUUCUUUCGGCAGAUUGAAACAUCUCACUGACUUAUCCGCUGAACAGAACAAGCUUACUGGUAACAUUCCUGUUACACUACUAAAUCUAACAAAAUUGUUAGAUUUAUCACUCGAUUACAAUCAGUUCACAGGCAUGCUUCCACCUAACGUAAGCUCACUCUCCAACUUGGAGGUCUUUUACAUAGAUUGCAACGCUUUAACUGGAACUCUUCCUUCUUCCCUCUUUAGCAUCCCUUCUUUGCUUUACGUUACUUUGGAAGAUAACCAACUAAACGGUACACUUGAUUUUGGGAACGUAUCUUCAUCAUCAAAGCUAAUGCAACUACUACUCGGGAAUAACAACUUCGUGGGAUCGAUUCCCAGAUCCAUCUCCAAAUUAGUCAACCUUGAUACACUUGACCUUUCGCAUCUCAACACCCAAGGCUUAGCACUUGACCUUAGCAUUCUCUGGAAUCUCAAGUCACUCGUAGAACUCGACAUCUCCGACUUGAACACCACCACUGCGAUUGACUUGAAUGAUAUCUUAUCACGUUUCAAGUGGCUGGAUAAACUGAAUCUCACGGGAAACCACGUUACGUAUGAAAAGCGAAGCUCAGUAUCAGAUCAUCCGUCAUUAAGCUAUCUGUAUUUGUCAGGAUGCGGAAUCACCACCAAGUUUCUAGAGCCCCUACGAACUCAACACAACAUGUGGAGACUAGACAUUUCCAACAACAAAAUCAAAGGUCAAGUCCCUGGAUGGUUAUGGGAGCUAUCAACUCUUCAAUACCUGGAUCUUUCCAACAACACUUUCACCAGUUUCGAAAGUCCGAAUAAACUCCGGCAACCAUCCUCUCUGGAAUACUUUUCCGGCGCCAAUAACAAUUUCACGGGCAGGAUCCCCAGUUUCAUAUGCGAGUUGCGCUCUCUCACCGUUCUCGAUUUAUCUAACAACAAAUUCAACGGUUCAUUCCCACGUUGUAUCGGAAAGUUCAGUAGUUUUCUCGAAGCUCUAAAUCUUAGACAAAAUCGUCUCAGCGGACGUCUUCCAAAGAAGAUUAUAUCAAGAGGUCUAAAGUCUUUGGACAUCGGUCAUAACAAUUUUGUGGGAAAGCUUCCAAGAUCUUUGAUCGUUAGCUCUUUUCUCGAAGUUUUGAACGUGGAAAGCAACAGAUUCAACGACACGUUUCCAUCCUGGCUGAGUUCUCUCCCCGAGCUACAAGUUCUUGUCCUUCGCUCCAAUGCAUUCCAUGGACCAGUACAUCAAACUCGGUUUUCUAAACUGCGGAUCAUCGAUAUAUCGCAUAAUCGGUUCAACGGAACGUUGCCAUCGGACUUCUUUGUUAAUUGGACAGCAAUGCACUCUAUUGGAAAAGAUGAAGAUCAAUCUUACGGACAGUACAUGAGUAUAUACUAUUAUUUUGAUUCAAUGGUUUUGAUGAACAAAGGUGUAGAGAUGGAGCUGGUACGUAUCUUAACAAUCUACACCGCUCUAGACUUUUCGGAGAACGAAUUUGAAGGAGUGAUUCCAUCGUCCAUCGGUUUGUUGAAAGAGCUCCUUGUCCUCAACUUAUCAGGCAAUGCUUUCACUGGCCACAUCCCGUCAUCUAUGGGGAACCUCUCGUCUCUCGAGUCACUGGACCUUUCCAGAAACAAGCUUACGGGAGCAAUUCCACAAGAGCUAGUAUUGCAUUUGGAUUCACGGUGGGAUACAUAGUGGUUUCCUACAAACCAGAGUGGUUUAUCAACCGUUUUGGCCGAACCGAACGCAGAAGAAUAAGCCCCACACGUCGUUAAAGAGCUUUCUUAAACCUAAGGGAAAAAUCUCAAAGAAGAAAAUCAACCAACCAAACUAGAAGUAGAAGGCCUGCAAAGAAAGAAGGUUGGAUUAAAAUAAUUUCAGAUGAUUCCAAAUAUUUUUUGUUUUCGCAUCAGACAGAUUAUCACAUUAUAAGUUUUAGUUGUUGUUUGAUCUUUUGUAUUGUGCGUAUCUGAUUCACUAUGCUCUCUGUAUCUCUAUAUCUGAAGAACCAUGUUUCAGUAAAACAGAAGUAGCUGAUUUCACAGUCACACAUGUCUUUUUUA